GACAAACCCAUGAUUGUUGUUAACUAUAAUGACGAGGAAAAGCAUUUUGCUGCAGAAGAAAUCUCAUCCAUGGUAUUGACAAAAAUGGGCGAGAUUGCUGAAGCUUACCUUGGAUCAACAGUGAAGGAUGUUGUUAUAAUUGUGCCUACAUACUUUAAUGAUUCACAACGUCGCCAGUCUACUUGAGAUGCGGGUGCUAUUGCUGGCCUCAAUGUUUUGCGAAUAAUCAAUGAGCCUUCUGCAGCUGCAAUUGCAUAUGGUCUUGACAUGAAACCUUUUAAUCAUGGAUGUAGAAAUGUUUUCAUUUUUUAUUUAGGUGGUGGUACUCUGGAUGUGUCCAUUCUCACAUUUGAGAAUGGUGCUAUCAAUGUUAAGGCGAUUGCAGGAGACACUCACCUUGGGGGACAAGACUUUGAUAAUACAAUGGUGAACCAUUUUGUGAAAGAGUUCUCGAGGAAGUAUAAAAUCGACAUUAGUGGAGAUCCAAGAGCCCUUAGGAGGUAGAAGUCUGCUUGCGAGAAAGCAAAAAGGAUACUUUCUUCCAAUACUACGACCACCAUUGAGAUAGAGAGUUUAAAUCAAGGUAUAGAUUUCUACUCAUCGAUUAGUCGCGCAAAGUUUGAGGAACUCAACAAGAAUCACUUCGACAAGUGCAUGGAGAUUGUAGAAAAGUGUAUAAUUGAUAGUGGGAUGGACAAGAGUAGCAUUCAUGAUGUUGUCCUUGUUGGUGGCUCUACUAGGAUUGUAAAAGUGCAACAAAUGGUGAGUGAUUUCUUUGGGAGGAAGCUUUUAUGCAAAAGCAUCAAUGUUGAUGAGGCAGUGGCAUAUGGCGCUGCUGUCCAUGCUUCUAUAUUGAGUGGUGAGCGUAGUGAGAAGGUUCAAGAUUUACUAUUGUCGGAGGUCAUUCCUUUGUCCCUUGGAUUGGAGACUCAGGGGGGGAUUAUGAACACAAUAAUCCCUAGGAAUACCAAAAUUCCUGCCAAAAUGGAACAUGUAUUCACCACACAUUUGCACAACCACAUGAAUAUUCUAAUUCAUGUUUAUGAAGGUGAGAGGAAAAUAACUAGGGAAAACACUUUACAAAAAAAAUGCUCUUCCGACUCUGGAGUAUUUGCGAACCGUAGAAAUUUGUAG
Molecule: messenger RNA, 1134 nt
Organism: Medicago truncatula (barrel medic)
Lineage: Eukaryota; Viridiplantae; Streptophyta; Magnoliopsida; Fabales; Fabaceae
Product: heat shock cognate 70 kDa protein
Molecular function (GO): ATP-dependent protein folding chaperone; ATP binding
Source: RefSeq, a predicted model, not a curated record